Messenger RNA from Microthlaspi erraticum, 1512 nucleotides. The record is from the annotation of a GenBank genome assembly. NCBI's taxonomy places the organism in Eukaryota, Viridiplantae, Streptophyta, Magnoliopsida, Brassicales, Brassicaceae.
AUGUUUUUCACAAAGGAUCUUCCUUCACCAACAUCGGUGUUCACAGCUUACGCAUCAAUGGCGGGUUACAUGAUGAUGAUAAGAUCAAUGGCUCACGAGAUGAUCCCAGCUCCAAUCCAAGAUUUCAUUUACUCAUCUCUCCGUUCUCUGUUCAACCGUUCUUCUCCCUCAACUCUGACUCUCACCAUCGACGACGACAACAUGGGCAUGAACAACGAGAUCUACCGAGCAGCUCAGACUUACCUCUCCACCAAGAUCAGUCCAGACGCAGUGAGGCUCAGAAUCAGCAAAGGCCACAAGGACAAGCACGUCAAUCUGUAUCUCAGCGACGGAGAGAUCGUCAACGAUGUCUACCAAGAAGUCGAGCUCAAAUGGAUAUUCGUUACAGACGGCGGCGACAAGAAAGGCGGAGGCGGAGGAGGAGGAGGAAGAGGCGGAGGCGGAGGGAGAAGAGGCGGCAUGGAAGACGACGGCAAAAGCGAGUAUUUCGAGCUGAGUUUCGACAAGAAGCAUAAAGAUUUGAUCUUAAACUCUUACGUGCCUUACAUCGAGACCAAAGCCAAAGAGAUCAGAGACGAGAGGAGAAUCCUGAUGCUGCAUUCUCUCAACAGCCUCCGGUGGGAAUCGGUCAUCCUCGAGCAUCCUUCCACCUUUGAGACAAUGGCCAUGGAAGAUGAGCUCAAGCGUGACGUCAUCGCCGAUCUUGACCGGUUCAUAAGGAGGAAAGAUUUUUACAAGAGAGUAGGGAAAGCUUGGAAAAGGGGCUACUUGCUGUACGGACCACCCGGAACAGGGAAGUCUAGUCUGGUCGCAGCAAUGGCUAAUUAUCUCAAGUUCGAUGUCUAUGAUCUUCAGCUCGCGAGUGUGAUGCGUGACUCUGAUCUGAGGAGGCUCUUGCUCGCCACACGUAACCGCUCCAUUCUUGUCAUUGAAGAUAUCGACUGUGCAGUGGAUUUGCCCAACAGAUUGGAGCAGCCUGUUGAAGGCAAGAACCGUGGCGAAUCUCAGGGACCUUUGACGUUAUCAGGGCUGCUGAAUUUCAUAGAUGGAUUAUGGUCAAGCUGUGGAGACGAGAGGAUUAUAAUAUUCACGACGAACCACAAAGACAGGCUUGACCCGGCAUUGCUACGUCCGGGUCGGAUGGAUAUGCAUAUUUACAUGGGACAUUGCACUUUCCAAGGAUUCAAGACCUUGGCCUCUAACUAUUUGGGGUUGAGCGACACCACGAUGCCACACCGUCUUUUCCCGGAGAUCGAGCGGUUGAUGGAAGGGGAUGUGAUCACGCCGGCACAAGUCGCGGAGGAGCUGAUGAAGAGCGAGGAUGCCGAUGCGGCGCUUGAGGGUUUGGUGAGUGUUUUAGAGAAGAUGAGGUUUAAAGCUAAUGAGUCGAAUCCGUUGACGAAGAAGGAGAGUAGAUUGGAGAUGGAGGAGAUGAGAUUGAGACGUGAUGGAGAGGGUUCUCCGAGGAAGAACAGCAAAAGAAUUAAGAAACUUGUUCUGUUUUGGACCUAA